UUCUUCUUCUGCCGCUGAGCCACCCCUCUUUGCACCAUGCCGCUCAGCCAGACCCCUCAAUGCUCCCUAGGGUUUGCUCAUCUCCUUUAUUUCAGGAGAUGCAGCGAAAAAGGUCUGAACCUCGAUCUCAUCUGCCCCUUUUCUCUGUGUAACGCCCCCCUCUCUCUCUCUAAGGGCUUUUACCCAUUCCUACAGAAAAUGUGGAUGCCCAAAUAUGCGGAUUAUGCAUUCACCGUUUUCAAUUCUAGGGAUUGCCUGUAACUCUGGUUCUGUAAUUCUUCUGAAUUGAUUUAAAAUAAAGGCUGAUUGAUUGUUAGGGUUUGGGGGUAAUUUGGUUGGGUUUAAUGGAAUGUGGUGGUGUCGGUGAAGAAGAAAAAAAAAGAGUAUUGCUGCAGGGGAUGCAACUUCUUCUCUCUCUUCUCCGAUGCCACAGAGUUGGCAGCCUCCACCAAAAUGCCGUUCCAAGGUUUAGAUAUUCUGCAAGGCAGACGGGACUUCUCGCCGAAUCUCUUUUUUGCACGACCCCCCAGCCCGCAGGUCCGUACGGAGAGCCCGCACUCACGGAGAGCCAGCACAUGUGCCCUCACGCACGGAAAGCCCGCAUCAUGUGCCCUCACGCACGGAAAGCCCGCAUCACGCGCGGAGAGCCCGCAUCACAUGCCCUCACGCACGGAGACCCCGCAUCACAUGCCCUCAUGCACAAAAGAGCCCACAAACAAGAGCCCGCAUCACGAACUCGCACAAACAAGAGCCCGCACCAUGAACCCACAUACAGAAUCCCGCACCAUGAACCCGCAUACAGAAUUCCGCACGAGUGCCCACACAUAUGGAUGGAGAGCCCGCACGAGUGCCCUCACUUUAGAGAGCCCGCACGAGUGCCCUCACGCACGGAGAACCCGCACGAGUGCCCUCACGCACAGAGAGCCCGCAUCACAUGCCCUCACGCACAGAGAGCUCGCAUCACAUGCCCUUACGCAUAGAGAGCCUGCAUCACAUGCCCUCACGCACAGAGAUCCCGCACGAGUGCCCUCACGCAAGGAGAUCCCGCACGAGUGCCCUCACGCAUGGAGAUCCUGCACAAGUGCCCUCACACACGGAGAUCCCGCACGAGUGCCCUCACGCAUGGAGAGCCCGCAUCAUGAACCCGCACUCACUGAGAGCUUGCAUGACGAACCCGCACUCACUGAAAGCCCGCACGACGAACCCGCACGAACAAGAGCCCAUAGCACGAUCCCGCACGUACAGUAUCCUGCACGAGUGCCCACACAUACGGAAAGCCCGUACGAGUGCCCUCACGCACGGAGAGCCCAUACGUGUAGCUGCACGCACGGAAAGCCCGUACGAGUAGCUGCACGCACGGAGAGCCCGUACAAGUAGCCGCACGUACGGAUAGCUCGUACGAGUAGCCGCAUGCAGGGAGAGGUGCCUGUACGCGUAGCCGCACGCAGGGAGAGGUGCCCAUACUAGUAGCCGCACGCAGGGAGAGGUGCCCAUACUAGUAGCCGCACGCAGGGAGAGGUGCCCGCACAAGUGCCCACACGCAUGGAGGUGCCCGCAUGAAAGGAGAGCCCGCAGGAGUGGUUGCACGCACGAGUGCCAGCACGCACGGACAUCCCAUACGAAUGCCCGCACGCACAGAGAGCCCACACCACAUGCCCGUACGGAUGGAGAGCCCGCAUUACAUGCCCGCAUGAACGGAGAGCCCGGUCGAGUGCCCGCACGCACAGAGAGACCGCACGCAUGGAGAUCCCACACGAAGGCAUGAAGAUCCAGCACGCACGCGCGAUGAGCCAUCGGUUAUAGAUUUGGUCUUUUCGUUUAGAUAAUUUAAUAAGUUUAUUUUAAAAUAAAGAAAGAAAAAAAAAAGCGGACCAAUGAAUCGUCGGUUUCGAUCUUCAUGCGAUACCUUCGAUGGAAAGGCAGAAUCAGUAGUUUAAAAAACGGAUCGGUGGCCCGGAUCGGGCACCCCAAAAACCCAUCCGGAUCGGUGAAUCGGCGAUCUAGAUCGGGAAUAAAACGAAUUGGUUGGAUUAAGCUUUAAAAAAAUCUAAAAAAAUUAUUAAAAUUCAUUAUAAAUGUUGUGUUUUAGGAAUCCAAUAAGA
Messenger RNA from Amborella trichopoda, 2102 nucleotides. The record is from RefSeq and is a predicted model, not a curated record. Lineage: Eukaryota; Viridiplantae; Streptophyta; Magnoliopsida; Amborellales; Amborellaceae.